Messenger RNA from Oncorhynchus nerka (sockeye salmon), 5562 nucleotides. Its product is annotated as N-chimaerin. Gene Ontology annotation, biological process: signal transduction; positive regulation of GTPase activity; regulation of small GTPase mediated signal transduction. Bases 76 to 1455 code for a protein of 459 amino acids. NCBI's taxonomy places the organism in Eukaryota, Metazoa, Chordata, Actinopteri, Salmoniformes, Salmonidae. Gene Ontology annotation, molecular function: GTPase activator activity. The transcript has 13 exons. The record is from RefSeq and is a predicted model, not a curated record.
ACUGUAUUCCCAUUAUCAGCUUUCUAAACUGCGGUGGAAAUUGUCAUCUAUUGCGCAUCAGUUAAAGCACCAAGAAUGGCUCUAAAUGUCUUUGACCAUGAUGAAUACAGACCACCAGUGUGGAAAUCUUACCUGUAUCAGCUCCAGCAGGAGGCACCACAUCCACGGCGAUUGACCUGCACCUGUGAGGUGGAUAACCGGCCCAAAUACUAUGGGAGAGAGUACCAUGGGAUGGUCUCCAGAGAGGAGGCUGACCAGCUGCUGAGUGUGGCAGAGGGCAGUUACCUCAUCAGGGAGAGCCAGAGGCAGCCUGGGACCUACACACUGGCCCUACGCUUUGGAAAUCAAACCAAGAACUUCCGCCUCUACCAUGAUGGGAAACACUUUGUCGGGGAGAAGCGCUUUGAGUCCAUCCACGACCUUGUGACAGAUGGGCUGAUCACACUCUACAUCGAGACCAAGGCAGCAGAGUACAUCGCUAAGAUGACCAUUAACCCAAUCUAUGAGCACAUUGGCUACACAACACUCAACAAGGAGCCCACGCUGAAGAAACACUUGCCCGUGUGCAAGGAGGUUCCCGAUGGGCCUGCUCCACAGGGAGAGCGGGUUGACGAGGAGAAAGGGCUCACCUCGCUGGUACGUCGAGCCACCCUGAAGGACAAUGUCCACACGACCAAGUAUGAGAAAGUCCACAAUUUCAAGGUGCACACCUUCCGGGGACCCCACUGGUGUGAAUAUUGUGCCAACUUCAUGUGGGGCCUCAUCGCUCAGGGAGUGAAAUGUGCAGAUUGCGGUUUGAAUGUCCACAAGCAGUGUUCCAAAAUGGUGCCAAAUGACUGCAAGCCUGACCUCAAGCAUGUCAAAAAAGUAUACAGUUGUGACCUUACGACACUGGUAAAAGCCCACAAUUCCAAGCGACCCAUGGUGGUGGACAUGUGCAUACAAGAGAUUGAGUCUCGAGGUGUUCAGUCUGAGGGCCUGUACAGAAUCUCAGGCUUCAGUGAUCUGAUUGAAGAUGUGAAGCUGGCUUUCGACAGAGAUGGUGAAAAGGCGGACAUUUCUGUGAAUGUGUAUGAAGACAUCAACAUAAUCACUGGCGCACUGAAACUGUAUUUCAGGGAUUUACCCAUUCCUCUUAUCACGUACGACGCCUACCCAAGGUUUAUGGAGGCAGCAAAGAUAACGGAUCCAGACAAGCGGUUGGAGGCCCAUCAUGAAGGUCUGAAGCUGCUGCCACCUGCACACUGUGAAACACUGUGUUAUCUCAUGGCCCACUUAAAGAGGGUAACCCAAAAUGAUAAAGACAACCUGAUGAAUGCAGAAAACCUUGGCAUUGUUUUUGGGCCCACCCUCAUGCGUGCCCCAGACUUGGAUGCGAUGACGGCACUCAAUGACAUCCGCUACCAGAGACAGGUGGUGGAGACGCUCAUAAAGAACGAAGACAUUCUGUUCUGAAAGGGGAUGACAAACAAUGAAGGAAACUUAAAUCAUGAAUAAGUGAUUUACUCAUCAUUUAGAAUGGAGGAAGUGACAAUUGUGUUUUUGAAAAUGUUCCCUUUGUUAAACCAAGACUUUAAUAAUAAUGGAGUAUUUGAGCCAUUGUACAUUCUCUCCCACUCCCAGUGAACCCUGUCUGAAGAGAUGUCUGUUGGGUUUGGAUCACGUACCUUAGACUUGUCUUUUGCAUGUUCACCCCCCCCACCCCCAUUUCUGUCGGGGGUAACUGAUGGAACACACAUUCCUUCUGGAUAGCUAGUAUGUGUUUUGUUUUCAGAUAUUGGGUCACACCAAAGAGAUGGACUCAUCUUUAUCUCUGACAUUAUAGUGUCUGUGACAGCAUGGGCAGUGCCAUUGAAGCUACAAGCCAUAGGAAUCCCCACCCUGUUGGCUACUUUUACUACUUUAAAAUGGUGUAAGCCCUCAAUGUCCAUGCCAAAACGGGUUAUGUCCAUGAUGAGUCCUAUCUAUUUUCACAGGUCACACUCACUCAUUAACUGCUCUCUCUGAUCUUGUAGUGUAGAUGUGGCUCAUUGUUUCAUGAUGGGUUUAUUCUUCUUGUGAAUCACUAAUGUACCUGGGUAUAACAUCAGUUAAAAACCUUUUUAAUUUUGUUUAAUGUUGUUUGUAUGUUCUUUUACAUUCAAACACCUUUUUGAGGUGACUUAUUUUUUAAGAGAUGCAGUGGGAUAUUUAUAUAAUUUCAGCCAGUAGUCCUAGCACUCAAGCCAAAAUGGGCGCCUUAAAUGUACUAUGUCAUAUUAGCGGUGUGUCCCGUGUACAUCUCCACUGCAUUUACAUUAUAAUGACAUGCCACACAAUUGGCACUCACUGCCCCUACUGUCAAAGAGCAGCCAAUGUGCUCAAGCCUCCCACUUCUACCUUGCAGCAUCAUUGUAUGUGAUGGUGCCUUUCAACCUUCCUAUCAACAUUGUCUAUCUGUUUUGGUUGUUUGAAGUUUAUUUAACUAGGCAAGACAGUUAAGAACAAACUCUUAUUUUCAAUAAAGGCCUAGGAACAGUGGGUUAACUGCCUUGUUCAGGGGCAGGAUGACAGAUUUUUACCUUGUCAGACUUGAAACCUUUUGGUUACUAGUCCAACGCUCUAACCACUAGGCUACCUGCCGCCCCAGUGUCUGUGUCCCUUUUUUCCCCGGGUCAGACUAUGGCAAAAUAACUUAAACUGUAUAUUUCCUGAAGAAAAUGUGUGCUUGCUUUAGCUGUCUAAAAGUAGUAGUAGAGACCGUAGUAGUGGUAGUUUUGAUUGAUUGUAUUAAUAUCAAUAGCAUUAGUGACUGGUAAAAGUAGUGUUUUCAUUUUAACAUUCUGAAAGUUUCAACAGUGGGAAGUUUAUGUUGAGUUAAAUCUGCCUAUCAAAGUUUGGUCAUAUGCGCAUCCUUAAAAACAUAGGCGUUGGGCUAAUAAAGAAUACUAGUAUAGAACAAGAAGGCCUGCACACUGUUAAAGCUCCCAAUUCACCGCUUUAUUGACAACGUUUCGAUCUGAAACGGAUCUUCGUCAGGUCAAACAAACUGAGUGUUCACAUCCCAAAAUCUACAGGCGUGGCCAAAAGUUUUGAGAAUGAGACACAUUCAUUUCCACAAAGUUUGCUGCUUCAGUGUCUUUAGAUAUUUUUGUCAGAUGUUACUAUGGAAUACUGAAGUAUAAUUACAAGCAUUUCAUAAGUGUGUCAAAGGUUUUUAUUGACAAUUACAUGAAGUUGAUGCAAAGAGUAAAUAUUUGCAGUGUUGACCCUUCUUUUUCAAGACCUCUGCAAUCCACCCUGGCAUGCUGUCAAUUCACUUCUGGGCCACAUCCUGACUGAUGGCAGACCAUUCUUGCAUAAUCAAUUCUUGGAGUUUGUCAGAAUUUGUGGGGUUUUGUUUGUCCACCUGCCUCUUGAGGAUUGACCACAAGUUCUCAAUGGGAUUAAGGUCUGAGGAGUUUCCUGGCCAUGGACCCAAAAUAUUGGUGUUUUGUUCCCCGAGCCACUUAGUUAUCACUUUUGCCUUAUGGCAAGGUGUUCCAUCAUGCUGGAAAAGGAAUUGUUUGUCACCAAACUGUUCCUGGAUGGUUGGGAGAAGUUGCUCUCUGAGGAUGUGUUGGUACCAUUCUUUAUUCAUGGCUGUGUUCUUAGGCAUAAUUGUGAGUGAGCCCACUCCCUUGGCUGAGAAGCAACCCCACACAUGAAUGGUCUCAGGAUGCUUUACUGUUGGCAUGACACUGGACUGAUGGUAGCGCGUGCUCACCUUGUCUUCUCCGGGACAAGCUUUUUUCCGGAUGCCCCAAACAAUCAGAAAAGGGGAUUCAUCGAAGAAAAUUACUUUACCCCAGUCUUCAGAAGUCCAAUCCCUGUACCUUUUGCAGAAUAUCAGUCUGUCCCUGAUGUUUUUCCUGGAGAGAAGUGGCUUCUUUGCUGUCCUUCUUGACACCCGGCCAUCCUCCAAAAGUCUUCGCCUCAUUGUGCGUGCAGAUGCACUCACACCUGCCUGCUGCCAUUCCUGAGCUCUGUACUGGUGGUGCCCUGAUCCCGCAGCUGAAUCAACUUUAGGAGACGGUCCUGGCGCUUGCUGGACUUUCUUUGGCGCCCUGAAGCCUUCACCACAAUUAAACCGCUCUUCUUGAAGUUCUUGAUGAUCCGAUAAAUAGUUGAUUUAGGUGCAAUCUUACUGGCAGCAAUAUCCUUGUCUGUGAAGCCCUUUUUGUGCAAAGCAAUGAUGACGGCACGUGUUUCCUUGCAGUUAACCAUGAUUGACAGAGGAAGAACAAUGAUUCCAAGCACCACCCUCCUUUUGAAGUUUCCAGUCUGUUUCGAACUCCGAGUGAUCUCCAGCCUUGUCCUCGUCAACCUGUGUUUACGAGAGAAUCACUGACAUGAUGUCAGCUGGUCCUUUUGUGGCAGGGCAGAAAUGCAGUGGAAAUGUUUUUUGGGGAUUCUGUUAAUUUGCAUGGAAAAGAGGGACUUUGCAAUUAAUUUUAAUUCAUCUGAUCACUCUUCAUAACAUUCUGGAGUAUAUGCAAAUUGUCCAUCAUACAAACUGAGGCAGCAGACUUUGUGAAAAUUAAUAUUUGUGCCAUGACUGUACACAUUUCACCUCACAUGACCAUUGCCGACAUGACGCAUGGUGGGGUACAAAAAAAACAUUUUGUAUAUCUCCAAUAAUUAAAUAACAAUGAGAUGGGUGCAUGUAAUUGUUCCAUAAAAUAUAUACAAAAUAACCAAGUGGGUAACCUGGAAGGCAAAACAAAUCAAAGUAAAGUAACAUUCACGUAAGAAGUGGUCUGAUAUCAAACCUCUAGGAGAGACAGUACACAAACGGUGAAUCAAUACAAUUCCCUUCUCAAUAAUAGUUAUCGGCAUCUCCUCCCAUCCUAAGAGUCUUAACACGUUCAAUGCCAAUGUAUCUCAGAGUUAAUGUUGUGACGAGCCUCCAUGAAAUGCGCAGCAACAGGGUUUCUCUGGUCAAGGGUUCUGAUAUUACUCCUGUGUUCUGCCAUCCUUGUUUUCAGAGGUCAUUUUGUUUUUUUCUACAUAGCAUAGACCACAAAUACAUUUGAUCGGGUAUAUCACAUUUUUUGAGGAACAUGUAAUGAUGAUAAUCUUAAUGGCCUUGGUCGUAAAAGGGUGAUUGAACAUUGUGCAUUUGUGGUUUAGUAAGGUACUCGGUCACCACUUCUUUGCUCCAGACCAGUGCAAGGGGGAGUUAGAGCACUGAUUGUGCUUUUGGGUCCUACUGUGUCUCUAACUGAAAAUGAAUGGGUGACAUAAACCUAAAUAGAAACUGAUAAUUGUGCACGACUUCAGUAUUACUUACGAAAACUGUUGUUACACUAAGGUUAUAAUUUUAUUUUGUUAGAAUUAUUUUGUUCUUACUGUAGGCCUCUCCCGACCAAUCACAUUGUACAGCGCCUAAGUAGUGCAACGGUAUAAGACGCUGCAUAGCUGUGUCGCUACAGAUGCUGGUUCAAUACAUGUGCUGGCCUCGACUGGGAGACCCAUGAAAUGACUGAAGGUUUUUGGUUUCUCUCCCUCUAAAAACAUAAAUAAAUCAUUCUAAAUAACAAA